UGACAACGGACCCUCCACGCUCGGAACAAGCUAAAUCGCCGACGGACAGCACUUGCCUCCUCGCCAAAGUCCUCUCUAUCAAAGUGGGGCAGUGGAACUAGUACAAGCCCCAGGACGGACUACGGACCAUGUCCGACUUCGAGCCCAUUCGGUUCGUGCCGGCGCAAUAUGAAGCCCAAAUCUUGAAAACCCCCGUCUCGCGCAUCUUCGCCGUGCCGCACUCCCAGAUGGAGGGCACAAAUCAUUGGUGUUUCUACCUUUUGACCCCCGCGGGCAACUCGGUGGCGGUGGACUGUCAGCCGAGUCACAGUAUCCCCAGCACCGUCCUCGACGGGGGCUCCAGGGCGUUUGUGAUCGUCGCCGAACUAGCGUCGGCUCUGCCACCCGACGCUCUGAUGGGGUUCCCACUGGACGUGAUUCCUGGCCUAACGGUGGCGGGUGUCUUACAUAAAGUGACCGAGCAUGGCCGCCAUCAAUACGAGUUCGAUUCGAGGGGGGUGGGAUGCCGAUACUGGGUCACCAACCAGAUAGAUCUUUUUUCUCAGGUCGGCUUGUUUGUCGACUUGAAGCAGUGCGCUGCUACCAAGGCGGCGAUUGCCACACUUUGGCCGGAUAGAACGCCGCUGCCUUUGGAUCGGGGCGCCUAUUAUCAGCAGAUCGAGACGGCGGAUGUUACUUAGGAGGCUUCGGGCGCUACAGACCGAAAUAUCCUUAUUGCUCUUAACUUAGACAUUUAGAAAUUUGGCUCGCCUGUGCCUUUUGAUCAACUUCGCACAGAGCCUGCAACCUUCCAUAUAUAAAUAUACCUCUUCAUAAAG
Molecule: messenger RNA, 818 nt
Organism: Aspergillus steynii IBT 23096
Lineage: Eukaryota; Fungi; Ascomycota; Eurotiomycetes; Eurotiales; Aspergillaceae
Exons: 2
Coding region: 129-680 (183 amino acids)
Source: RefSeq, a predicted model, not a curated record